This is a messenger RNA of Leptopilina heterotoma, 1469 nucleotides long. Its product is annotated as putative methyltransferase C9orf114 homolog. The transcript is spliced from 2 exons. Bases 226 to 1356 code for a protein of 376 amino acids. Lineage: Eukaryota; Metazoa; Arthropoda; Insecta; Hymenoptera; Figitidae. The record is from RefSeq and is a predicted model, not a curated record.
CUAACCUCAAUUUAUUUCCCAAGUGUCAAUCAUGUGUCAAUAAUAAUAAACAAUAUUUUUUGUUUAUUGAUUGAUUGUUGAAGAAAAACAAUUGUCAUAAAAUUUUUGUUCUUUAAUAAUUUUUAUAAUUAUUUCAAUGUUUUCUAAUUGUUAAAAUUUAAAGCAUUAAGUUUGUUUUCUCUCAUAAUAAUAACGAUUUCCUUAAAUUUCGAAUUUCAUGAAAAUAUGUCAGGAAACACAAAGAAAAAUUGGACCGAUCACAAUGCAAAGCAUAAAGAGAAAAGAAAAAUUCUAAUGGAAGAAAAAUUAGAAAAAAAAUCGAAAAAAAGUUCUGAAAAUGAUGUAGAAAUUUCGAAUGACAGUGAAGUGAAGAGCAAAGACAUAAAGAAAAAUUGUAUCUCAACGCUUAGUAUAGCAGUGCCAGGAUCAAUUCUAGACAAUGCUCAAUCUCCCGAAUUACGGACUUACGUCGCUGGUCAAAUUGCUCGUGCCGCGUGUAUAUACAAAGUGGAUGAAAUUAUCGUUUUCGACGACAAGGGCGACGCAGCUCACGAGAAACUAAAAGAAAAACUAACUACCAACGAAGAGAGUAAAUCCUGCCUUCAAUUGGCUAGAAUAUUACAGUACCUCGAGUGUCCUCAAUAUCUACGUAAAUAUUUUUUCCCUCUACACAAAGACCUGCAAUUCGCUGGACUAUUAAAUCCCCUCGACGCUCCACAUCACUUGAGACAGCAGGACAUUUCUCUCUUUCGCGAAGGUGUCGUUAAGAACAAACCAUUGAAAGUAGGCAAAGGUUCUCAGGUGAACGUAGGACUUUUAAAUGACGUCUACGUUGAUAAAGUUCUCACCCCUGGAAUUAGAGUAACUGUGAGACUUAGUCAAGAAGAUGUCAACCUGAAGAAACUAAAUGGCGUUGUAGUUUCUCCAAAUGUGCCUAGAUUAGAAACGGGUACCUACUGGGGUUACUCCGUUCGUCUGGCGAAUUGUGUGAGUGAAAUUUUCACAAAGUGUCCCUAUGCAACGGGCUAUGAUCUAUCCAUUGGCACUUCGGAUAAGGGAUCGAACAUUGACGAUGUCUCUAAUAUGAGUCUCAAGUAUUUUCAUUCCUUAAUUGUUUUUGGAGGACUCUCUGGUUUGGAGUCGGCCAUUGAACAAGAUCCUGUUUUGGAUACCCAAGAUCCUACUUUGGUAUUCAAUAAAUAUUUUAAUACUUGUCCGGAGCAAGCUUCACGGGUUAUUCGAACUGAGGAGGCUAUUCUUAUUUCGCUUGCUGAACUGAGGCAUAAAUUGUCUCCAAUACAUCAGCCAGUCAAGAAUCAACAAUUUAUGGAUACUGAUUUUGUAAAUAAUUCCUAAUUAAUUAAUUAAUUCGAAUUCGAGAAUUUGUUACUGUUAAAAUCUGCACGAAUCUUAUGCAUUUUUAUUCAUAUACCAUUGUUGACUAAUAAAAACAAGAUUUUAAAUUUGUA